Molecule: messenger RNA, 5873 nt
Organism: Lytechinus pictus (painted urchin)
Lineage: Eukaryota; Metazoa; Echinodermata; Echinoidea; Temnopleuroida; Toxopneustidae
Exons: 15
Coding region: 398-4363 (1321 amino acids)
Biological process (GO): signal transduction
Molecular function (GO): protein binding
Source: RefSeq, a predicted model, not a curated record
GCAGGAAGUGUCUGUCGACAUCGGCCAUUUUGGUAAUUGGCCGCGUACUCUACAAACUCUUCUUCCUCAUCUAUUCCGAACUUUGACAGUUCAUUGGUGGUCAUUGUUUUCAUCAUCAUGGAGACAUCCACUAUUAAAAUGCUGGGAUGUUGAUCAAGUGUUCAGAAUCAGUCGUUAAACAACAAGAUCUACUAGUACUGGCAAAAUUGACUGGAAUCUAUCGAGUUCACAAAUCACAUUUGUUGGCCUACGGUCAUGACGGUAUAUACAGUUGCAUUGACCAUGCUGGCUAGAAGAACCUCGUAACCGGUCGUUCGUAGACGUAUGAUGAGUGCUGACUGGGAAGAAUGAUCAGAUAAUAUUCUGCAGGUCAUACAGGCAAAAAUCACCAAGUACCAUGACGGAGACCUUAACAGAGGAAAAACUCAUCGACCUAGCAGAGGCUGUGGGUGACCAUAAGAAUGUAUUGAAGUUCGGGUUGAAACUGGGAUUCAAGAAGUCCGAAGUCAGUACAUACAUCAGUACAAAUAGACGAAAUGACAGUUUCGAAGGAACCACCUCCAUGCUCUUCGACUGGAAAAGAAAGACACGGAGAGCAAACCAAAUACCUGAUAUCAUCAAGGCACUUGAAGACGCUGGAUUUGCGGAAUUAGUAGAUGUUUUCUUCCCAUCUGUAGGGGAUGUCUCACAAGAAACUGCAUCUUCAAGAGCAUCAACUUCAACAGGAGCAGCAGACAUGUCAGUGCCACCACAUACCGUCAGUGAGGAAGAACUUCUGAAGUUGUCAAUGGAAAUUGGACCUACUUACUACAAGAGAGUGGGCGUUAACCUGAAUAUCUCGUUUGUGACUCUUGAGAAAAUAAAGAAAGACACACAAGAUACUACUGAUGCUUUGAUGACAGUAUUCACAAGAUGGAGGGAUAAACAUCUUCCAGACACAAACAUCAGGGCUCAUCUUGCAGAGGCUUUACAAAAGAGUGGUCUAGUGUCGCUGUCUCAGAAACUGAUUACUGGAAAUCUAUUGACAGAGUCGACAGGUGCACCUGUGACAAUUCCAGAGACCAAACCACUUGACCCUGACCUGAUUAAGAGAUGUAAAGAUGAGCUCCAAUUCAAGUACAGGACUGAUUUCUGUAUGAUAAGAGCUGAUCCACUAGAUCCUGAUUCUAUUGUGCCAUUCCAAGAUAUGUACACAAACCUUUUCUUGGAAAAAGAAAAACGAAGGAAAAGGAGUCAACAUGGUGUUUACUGUAAAACCUUUCAAUAUAGGAGUCAACUUGAGUAUAAGGAUCUCUUUAAUCUCAAAGUCAACGGCAUCUUCCCCAAACGGAUAAUGAUCCAAGGCGAGGCAGGGGCUGGAAAGACCACAUUCUUGGCUAAGAUUGCAUGGGACUGGAUAAACGAUAGUCCAGAUCUCUCAAAGUUUGUGUGGGUACUCAUUAUCCCUCUGCGUGAAGCCAAGCGAUACACAAUUGGUCAGAUUGUUAAGUCAUAUCUUUCAAGAGACAACCCAGCAACAGCCUGUCAGAUCACAAAUUACAUCCGUUCAAAUCCAGAAAAGGUAUUCAUUGCCUGUGAUGGAUUAGAUGAGCUUAGUGGCAAGGUUGUACAGCAUACUGAAACCAAGCAAGGUUCAGAAGGUGCUCAGUCAGAGUCAAAUGAUCAAACUGACAGGAAAUCAGAAUCCCAAAUGAGCAAUAAGAGAGAGCAAAAUUUUGAUCAAGGCACAAACAGAAAAAAAUCAAGAUUAGAGGAGAGCAAACAACCACAGGUAAAGCAGCAUUUUCCUUCAGGUACAUCAAGAUCUGCUGAUCAAACCAUAGUAGGAUCAGAAACAAGUCCAUCAAGUAUAUCUAUACACCAAAGAACUAAUCCCAAAUCCAAUGUAAAUUCUAUGGAGAGAGGUGAUAUCACUGUUGAAGAUAUUCUUUGCUCAGAUGAACUUUGUACUUGCCCUGUAAUGGUGACAAGCCGUCCAUGGAAGGCCAAUGAAAUAAGAUGGAAUGAUGGUUUAAGAAAUCGAUACACAUUCAUCCAUGUGGAAGGCUUUAGCAGGGAGAAUGCAAUGAUUUACAUUCGCAAUUACUUCAAAGACACUGAGGCUACAGCAGAUGAAUUCAUCAAAUUGUUUGAAAACAAUGAUAUCAUGUCAGGGAAUAUGGCACCAUAUCCUAUCUACAUUUCUAUACUCUGUCACAUGUGGAGAGAACUUGAUGACAACAAGAAAGAAGAGUUGAAGGCUUUUCAAACAUUUUCUGAAAUAUUCAGUGAAGUGUUUGAAUUCCUAAAGGUGCGUUAUGUCCAGAAAGUGAUCCAAGAUUUAAGAAGCACAUUAUUCAAUACCUAUCGCUCUGAAAUUGAAAAACUCAUGGAACCCGUUGCCAAAUUGGCAUUUACUGGACUGCAAUCUAACAACCUUAUUUUCAAUGAGGAAGAUCUUGAACAGUUCUCAGACUCUGUGAAAACAGCAUGCAAAGUAGGGGUGUUGUCACAGGAGAAUAAGCUCUCAUCCAUUCAUGAUAAGAGCAGUCCGUACCUGCAGUCAACAUUCUUCUUUUCACAUAAACUAUUCCAGGAGUACAUGGCUGCAGUCUAUCUUGCUUCUUUCUUUGAUUCAGAUUGCACUAAAUUUAAGAGGCUGAUUGAGGAAGUAGUGAUCCCUAGGAAGGAAGAGUUUAGGUAUCUUCUGUACUUCACUGUGUCACAGGACAAAAACAUUGCCAAUUAUAUCACCCAGUGUCUGCUACAACAGUACACCCAAAGCCAAGAUGAGGAGGAGAUGAAUUUCUUGGUUGAUGUAGCUUUUGAGAUUCAAGAUAAAGAUACCAACGCCAUGCUUCAAAAUUCAGUAUCAUCUCUGUCCAUCCAUGUUGUGAACACACACACUAUAGCUGGUUAUGCAUCCACUGGGAUAUAUUCAAAGGCGAUCAAUAUGAUGGUUGGUGCUAUUAGAUAUCCUAGCUACGGACCAGGUAUAUCAAAAGAGGUUGCAGUGAUGAUAUGCUCAGCACCAUCACUAAGGGAUGUUAAACUGCUUGCAAGCUUCCACCCUACCUUCUAUGAAACUCUUGCCAGAGAAGGAAGGAAAGCCGCAGUACCGGUCCAUACUCUUGAGAUUAGGAAUAAUAAGCCUCUAUCAUCAGCCUCUUCACAUCACCUAGUAGAAGCUUUAUGCUCCCUACCUAACCUGACUAACCUGACACUAUAUGCAGUUUGGGGCCAGGAGUUCUGUUCUCAUCUGAAUAAGAAGGCUUCAACCUUGAAGGUCCAUACUCUUGAGAUUAGGAAUAAUAAGCCUCUAUCAUCAGCCUCUUCACAUCACCUAGUAGAAGCUUUAUGCUUCCUACCUAACCUGACUAACCUGAUACUAUAUGGAGUUUGGGGCCAGGAGUUCUGUUCUCAUCUGAAUGAGAAGGCUUCAACCUUGAAGGUCCAUACUCUUAAGAUUUGGAAUAAUAAGCCUCUAUCAUCAGCCUCUUCACAUCACCUAGUAGAAGCUUUAUGCUCCCUACCUAACCUGACUAACCUGAUGCAGAGAGGAGUUUGUGACGAGGAGGAGUUUUGUUCUCAUCUGAAUGAGAAGGCUUCAACCUUGAAGGUCCAUACUCUUGAGAUUUUGAUUGAUGAGCCUCUAUCAUCAGCCUCUUCACAUCACCUAGUAGAAGCUUUAUGCUCCCUACCUAACCUGACUAACCUGAUACUGAGUGGAGUUUGUGACAAGGAGGAGUUCUGUUCUCAUCUGAAUAAGAAGGCUUCAACCUUGAAGGUCCAUACUCUUCAUAUUUGGAAUAAUGAGCCUCUAUCAUCAGCCUCUUCACAUCACCUAGUAGAAGCUUUAUGCUUCCUACCUAACCUGACUAACCUGACACUGAGUAGAGUUUGUGACGAGGAGUUCUGUUCUCAUCUGAAAGAGAAGGCUUCAACCUUGAAGGUCCAUACUCUUCAGAUUUGUAAUAAUAAGCCUCUAUCAUCAGCCUCUUCACAUCACCUAGUAGAAGCUUUAUGCUCCCUACCUAACCUGACUAACCUGAUACUGAUAGGAGUUUGGGGCCAGGAGGAGUUCUAUUCUCAAUUGAAUGAGAAGGCUUCAACCUUGAAGGUCCAUACUCUUCAGAUUGAUAAUUAUAAGCCUCUAUCAUCAGCCUCUUCACAUCACCUAGUUGAAGCUUUAUGCUCCCUACCUAACCUGACUAACCUGAUACUGAGAGGAGUUUGGGUCCAAGAGUUCUGUUCUCAUCUGAAUGAGAAGGCUUCAACCUUGAAGGGUUCUUUCCCUCAGAUCAGUAAAGGAAAUUUCAUGUUCAAUGGAAAGCCUCAGAAGGAUCUUCAAUCAUUCUUACAAACACUCAGUGACUACAUGUAGAUACGCAUAUGGAAACCUUUAUGAGAAGCAUUUUUCAGAAGGCAGCUCCUCUGUUGGACCCGCUUUCUAAAUAUGAGUAGUCUGCUGCUGGCGCCUCUUCCUCAGACAAAUAUUUUGAUGAAUGACAUUUCUCUGCCAUGGACUGUGUCAUGUACAUGUAUUGUCAUUAUCGAUUAUCACUAUUGAUUAUACAUGUGCGCGCAUUGAUGUAAAAAGCAUUAUGAUGUCACUGACGUCUGCACAGUACACUGCCAUAGUAACCGGUGAUGCUGGAUGAAAGCCUUGGAAUUUUUGACUAAAUAUACCACCUUGGACUUGAUUAUUUAGUGUAUGUGUUGGUGACAUAGUGCCAAGUAAUCCAUACAAACUAUUAUAACCAGUAUCCCAACCAUCUAGGUGGCUUAACCGGUUUCAUUCUGCUCUAAUUAAUAGAACAAUCUCAUAGGACUCCAUGACAGUCACUGGAUCCUACAAUGGUGUGUACAUGAACCCAUUUCAGUUUUAUCCCUGGAACAAUAUUUUUAUCAUAAAAUUACUGUGAGCUCUUUCUAUCCCAGAAUGUUUUGCAAUGAAUUUAUGAUACGAAAUGCUUUCAAACUGAUAUUCAGGCAUUUUUUGGUUAAGGAAGUAUCAUAUCUAAUGAUAUCAUGCGAUGCAUUUUUAAGAGACUCAACUUUUCAGCAUAGAAGAUUAUGCAGUUGUCACCCGUUGAUGGUUUUUUUUAUCUAUGACCGAGUAUGUGAUGUUAAAAACAUGAAUUCACCUUGUUAUGUUUAUGCAAAUUUUUUCAAAGCUAUUCCAAAUAUUUUCACAUUAUUCUUAACCAAAAACCAUGUUUCAUCUGUCAAAAUUACAUCCGUUUGAUGUGUUAUCAAGCCAAACUCUUCCAGAGGUAAUACUGUUUUAUUCUUCCUUGAAUCCUAUUAUGUUAUCUGAGGUAGAAGAUCUAACAACUAUGCUGUAGAAAAUGAGAAUGUCCUCCCUUUAAUUAUGUUUUAUUUAUCAUGUUAUGUUUAUCAUAAAGGAGAAAGUCACUCCUCCAAUUCUAGUAUGUUUAUCAUAAAGGAGAAAGUCACUCCUUAAAUUCUAGUAUGUUUAUCAUAAAGGAGAAAGUCACUCCUUUAAUUCUAGUAUGUUUAUCAAAAAGGAGAAAGUCACUCCUUAAAUUCUAGUAUGUUUAUCAUAAAGGAGAAAGUCGCUCUUUCAAUUCUAUUAUGUUUAUCAUAAAGGAGAAAGUCACUCCUUCAAUUCUAUUAUGUUUAUCAUAAAGAAGAAAGUCACUCCUUCAAUUAAAUUAUGUUUAUCAUAAAGGAGAAAGUCGCUCCUUCAAUUCUAGUAUGUUUAUCAUAAAGGAGAAAGUCACUCCUUCAAUUCUAUUAUGUUUAUCAUAAAGGAGAAAGUCACUCCUUCAAUUCUAGUAUGUUUAUCAUAAAGGAGAAAGUCACUCCUUAAAUUCUAGUAUGUUUAUCAUAAAGGAGAAAGUCACUCCUUCAAUUCUAGUAUGUUUAUC